Malurus melanocephalus (red-backed fairy wren) is the source of this 737-nucleotide messenger RNA. RefSeq names its product leucine-rich repeat and guanylate kinase domain-containing protein-like. The annotation marks the transcript as partial. Gene Ontology annotation, cellular component: cytoplasm. Gene Ontology annotation, molecular function: protein binding. The record is from RefSeq and is a predicted model, not a curated record. The transcript is spliced from 6 exons. Lineage: Eukaryota; Metazoa; Chordata; Aves; Passeriformes; Maluridae.
ACAACGAAAUCGAGGAGAUCUCGGGGCUGCAGAAUUGUCACCGAUUGACCCAUCUGGGACUGUCCCACAACAGGAUCAGAGCCGUCGCGGGGCUGGAGAACCUCCCCAUCAGGAUCUUGGACUUGAGCAGUAACCGGCUGCAGACGGUGCGGGGUCUGCGGGCGCUGCCGCAGUUACAGCGCGUGGAUCUGUCCUGCAACGAGAUCCGCAGCCUGCGGGGGCUGCAGGGCCACGGGCUGCUGGAGAGUAUUGAUCUGCAGGACAAUCGGGUGGCCGAGCUGAGGGAGCUGCGAUGGAUCCGAGAUCUGCCCCUCCUGAGAUCUUUAAAUCUCCUAAAAAACCCCAUCCAGGUCGCUGCCGUGAACAGAAGGGAUCCCCCUCUCGAGGUCGAGGCCUCCGAGGAUCACCGGACCCAACUUUUGUACGGAUUCCUGCAGCCCCACAGGGUCCUGGACACGUCAGUUCCUUCAAUUUAUGGGGGUUUUCCCCAAAAAUUUAUCCCAAAUUCCCCAGUAAAUAUUAUGGGUCCGUGUCACACCAGCCGGGCCCCGUACUUUGGGGAGCAGCGCGGUCUCGAUUUCCAUUUCAUCGACGCCGAGGAGUUCGAGGAGAUGCAGAGAGCGGGGCAGUUCCUGCUGACGUACGAUCUGUGGGGUCACCGCUACGGCCUGGCCAAGGACACGGUGGAGUCCAUCGCCCGCGCGGGGCUGGCAACCUGUGUGACCAUGGAGAUGGAG